GUUCCCUCUUUUUUUUCACCCAACUCUUAUGCUAAUAAUACCAUCCUACAAAACAAAUUACCGGUACUAUAUUCAUUCAUUAUGAGGAGCCUUUUACUAAAGAAGUGUUUGGUUUCUUGGGGUUUGAUAAUCAUUUUUUCACAAUGGUUUGGCCAUAAUGAAAGUUCAUGUCUUGAGAAGGAAAGAGAGGCUUUGCUUCAACUAAAAGAUUUCUUCAGGUUUAACCUUAUUGGUCACGCCAGUCUCCGGUCUUGGCCCGAGACUGGGGAUUUAGAUUGUUGCACGUGGGAGCGGGUCGGGUGUGAUGCGACCACGGGUCGCGUCACGGAUCUCGGGCUUGACUAUAUCGUCUAUUCUCCACAGAGAUGUCUCAAUGCCUCGAUGUUUAGUCCUUUUGAAGAACUUGUGAACUUGAACCUGGCCCAGAAUAGCCUUAGUUGUUUUGUGGAAGAUGGAGAAUUUACUAAACUCAAGAGCUUAGAGGUGCUAGACUUGAGUGAGAAUCCUUAUGGGGGCCACGUUUCUCCUAGCAUUGGAGAAUUAUCUUCUUUAGUUGCACUCUCAUUAAAAAAGAAUAAUCUCACCGGAAUUUUGCCUAGUCAAGCAGAAUUAUGCAAGUUACGAAACCUUAAAGAGUUGGAUAUGAGCCAUAAUCACUUGCAAGGACUUAUCCCUCCAUGCAUGGGCAACUUCACAUCCCUAAGACUCCUUGACUUGUCCACCAACAAUUUCAAAGGAGAGAUUUCAUUCAUCUUCCCACCCCUCAAAUCCCUUGAAUACAUCAGGCUUGGCAAUAACAAUUUCCAAGGUAAAAUCUCAUUCACAUAUUUAGCCAAUCAUUCCAAUCUCAAGCUUCUUGAAGUACUCAACAAUGGUGACUUGGAGGUUGAAGAUGAAGAUGAUUAUUCAGAUUGGAAAAACCCUAAUUUUCAGUUUGAGGUUUUGGUAUUAUCUGGUUGCCAACUUAACAAUAAGAGGGGUUCUAAAGCCCCCCAGUUUCUUAGGUAUCAGAGCAAGCUAAAGGUACUUGAUAUGUCCCAUAAUAAUUUGAGAGGGGGUUUUCCUACUUGGGUGGUAGAGAAUAAUUCUCAACUCAUGAUUCUGAAUCUUAGAAACAACUCUUUUGAAGAGCCAUUGCGUUUGCGCCCGGAUCUUAAUACGAGCGACAGCGUGUUUUGGAUGGAUUUAUCCGAGAAUCAGUUCUCGGGUAAGCUUCAAGAGGAUGUGGGGAUGGUUUUUCCUCGAAUGAGUUAUUUGAAUUUGUCCACAAACCACUUUGAAGGGGUUUUUCCAUCCUCAUUUUGCAACAUGAGUAGAUUGAGCCAGCUUGACUUGUCCGAAAACUACUUCGGAGGAGAAAUCUGCGACGAAGUCAUUCCAGGCUGUCUCAGUAACUUGUUUGAAUUGGUGUUGUUGUCAAAUGCGUUUCGCGGGGAGGUAUUUUCGGCCCAUUUCAAUAUGACCAAUCUGGCCGUGUUGGAUUUAGGCGACAACAUGUUCUUGAGACCCAUCUCAUCGCGUGGGAUUAGUAGAAGUGAUUCCUUAUACUACUUGGAUGUAAGUAACAAUCAUUUUUCAGGUGACUUGGAGAGCUGGAUAACGAAUUUGACAAAUAUGAAAACCCUCUUCAUUCAAGAAAACACUCUUAACGGUCAUUUCCCGUGUGACAUCCCUAAUAUGUUCCUCCUUGAUGUGUCUUACAACUCGCUCUCUGGGCCGAUACCCUCGUGCAAGUUCAACCUCCAAUACGUACGUGCCAAAUCAAACCAAAUCAACGGGAAAAUACCCGAAACUCUUCUGAACUCAUUAACCAUACACACAUUGGACAUGACCGAAAACAAGUUAUCGGGUAAUCUCCCACCGUUGAUUGGCGCCCCGAACUUGAGGGCUCUUCUAUUGGGUGGAAAUCGAUUAAGCGGCCUGCUCCCGAACCAGCUAUGCGCGCUACGAGAACUAAACAUGGUUGACCUUUCGUGUAACCUCUUCUCAGGCCACAUACCUAAAUGCAUCAAUAAUAUCACAUUCGGGCAACCCGGGCUCUACAACACCAUAUACGAUGACGUAUUCUCCAUAUGGAGUAGCAACGAAGCCGAAAAAGGUGUUGUCACAUACAGGAACAUCUUGUUUCAAGUGUAUGACAUGACGAUGACAAAACAAAUGAACCUAUUUUUGGUGGGAAUGGACUUUGUGACAAAGAAAAAAGUCAACUCUUACAAAGGCGACAUGGUCAACUAUGUGUCCGGUCUCGACCUCUCCUGCAACAGCCUCGGGGGCGAGAUCCCAAGCGAGCUGGGAGAGGUCAAAUGGAUUCAUGCAUUGAAUUUGUCACAUAACCAAAUCAUAGGCCAAAUCCCAACAUCAAUUUCAGGGUUGAGACAAUUGGAGAGUUUGGACCUUUCAUACAACAACCUAAGUGGGAGUCUUCCCUUAGGGCUAGUGGAACUCAACUUCUUGGAGUGUUUCUCUGUGGCGUAUAACAACUUAUCAGGGAGUGUCCCUAAUGUGAAGGACCAGUUUGGAACCUUCGAGAAAAACAGCUAUGAAGGAAACCCCUAUCUUUGCGGCGAACAGACCGGGAAGAAUUGCAGCAGCAGAAAAAACACCGAUGGUGACGAUGAUGAUGAUGAUGAUCGGAUGGUGGAAACAACCUCGGAGAAAUGGUACGAGGAAGUGGACAUGUCAGCUUUUUGGGUAGCUUACAUCAUCUUCUUCUUGGGAGUGUUCAUUUCCAGCUUGUGCUGUUUGAAAUUCAAUGAGAACGGGUGGAGAUUACUUUGGUCACACCAACAAAUUUUUCUUGAUCUCGGGCCCACAACCUGAGACGGAAAAGAUUGAAAAAAGAAAAAAGUAAGUCACAAUGAUUCGAUUUCUUUAGCUUUAUCAAGUGAGAAGAUGUCACCCAGAUAUUCUAUAUAUACACCAAAUGUUAUUGAUCGGUGUAUCAAUCAAUCACUUGUGAUUAU
This is a messenger RNA of Cuscuta campestris, 2963 nucleotides long. The record is from the annotation of a GenBank genome assembly. Lineage: Eukaryota; Viridiplantae; Streptophyta; Magnoliopsida; Solanales; Convolvulaceae.